GGUGCGACAGCGGGGAGCGGGGAGCGUCGUAAAACUGCCGUGACGUCGUGUCUUUGCCGCACGACAGCUAUUGUUUUGUUCACGUUACAGCCUCCAAACCUUUAUAAUUUUCGUUCUUCUUUGUAAACCACAAGAAAAAGAUAUUUCCGCCGUUGGAUACGUUAAAGAGCGUCCCCGAGUGUCCUCCUGCCUCUUGGACCUGGCAGCUGCCGCGUACACGGGUACUCUUCUUCCUGUUGACCCAGUCUGCCUUGAGGAAAAAAAGGGCAGAGAAUAUGGUAGUCCACCACCUGAGAGAUUUUUAUCAGGACUCGGUGACCUUUGAUGAUGUGGCUGUGGACUUCACCCAAGAGGAGUGGGCUAUAAUGGAUCAAACUCAGAGAGACCUCUACAGAGAGGUGAUGCUGGAGAACUACCAGAACCUGACCUCAGCAGGAUAUGAGGUCGUCAAACCCAGUCUGAUCUCCUGGUUGGAGGAGGAAGAUUUACAGGAAAUGCAGAGAGGAGGUUUCCAGGAACGGGAGAUGCAUGGCACUUUAAGGAAACAAACUUCUAAGGUGGUACAAAUGGCAGGAAGACAUAGUGCUUUGGAACUCUGUGAUUAUAUGCAACAUAAAGAUAUCUUAAGAGAACAUUCAUAUUUUAAAAGACAUAUGCAAACCGAAAAUUCAGAGCACAUCUGUGACUCUAAUCAGUAUGGAAUGCAUGUUCCCACUCUGCAUGAGGAAACAUCUAUGAGACAGGAAUUUUCUGUGUUGAGUGAGAAUGCAGGAAACUCUAGUCUGACCCCAAAUGUCACUCACCAGGGAACAGGCUUGCAGGACAGAGCUGUUGAAUGCAGUACCUCCCUUAGUCAGUCAUAUUUUAAGGCACAUAUGAGAAUCUAUAAUGGGGAAAAAUUCUGUGAAUUGAUUCAAUUUGCAGAUUUUUCAUGUCCCACAAGUGGAGCUCUGCCUAUUCAAAAGUAUACCAUAAAAGCCUAUGAGUGUAAGACUUGUAGGAAAGUCUUUGGGCAUUCUUCCAAUCUUAAUAGUUACAUGCGAACCCACACUGGAGAGAAGCCCUAUGAAUGUAAGGUUUGUGGCAAAGUCUUUGGGUAUUCUUCAAAUCUUAAUAGUCACAUGCGGAUCCACACUGGGGAAAAACUUUAUGAAUAUAAAAUAUGUAAGAAAUCCUUUACUACUUCUUCAAGUCUAACUAAACAUUUCAGAAUUCAUACUGGAGAAAAACCAUUUAAGUGUAAGGAAUGUGGAAAAGCUUUUACCAAGCACAUGUACUUUUUUUACUUUCUGCACAUGUACAAACACAUGCUGAACAGAAAAGCCCUAUGUCUGUAAGUUACGUGGGAGAUCCUUCACUAUUUCUUCAAAGCUAAUUGACCACUUAAGAAUUCAUACUGGAGAGAAACCCUAUCAAUGUAAGGAAUGUGGGAAAGCCUUCCACGCAUCUUCCUACUUUCAUAAGUA
Microtus oregoni (creeping vole) is the source of this 1466-nucleotide messenger RNA. RefSeq names its product zinc finger protein 426-like. The transcript is spliced from 6 exons. NCBI's taxonomy places the organism in Eukaryota, Metazoa, Chordata, Mammalia, Rodentia, Cricetidae. The coding region runs from base 276 to 1337 and encodes 353 amino acids. Gene Ontology annotation, biological process: negative regulation of transcription by RNA polymerase II. The record is from RefSeq and is a predicted model, not a curated record. Gene Ontology annotation, molecular function: DNA-binding transcription repressor activity, RNA polymerase II-specific.